UUAUGUAUAUAAAAUUCAAAAACCCAUUGCUGACCCAAUGGUAGCCUCAAGAGGAUGAAUUUAUCUAAGAUGAUGCUAGCAUUCCAUUAUAAACUGAUGGUUUCCACCUAUUUUUGCCAGGUAAGAUCCUCUGCUUACUCUUUUUCUCUUUUUUAUCCAUAUACAAUUAGCCAACUUGGCGUCCUAUAUAAGAAGGGUGACUCUCUUAGGUUCUGGCAACCAUAAAUAUUCACUAAUGGCUUCUCAAUUAACCAUGCAAGAAGAGGAACUGCGAAGAGGGCAAUGGCUCGAAGAGGAAGAUGAAAGACUAGCUAUGAUUGUAGCCAUUUUAGGUGAACGUCGUUGGGAUGCAUUAGCAAAAGCUUCAGGGCUGAGGAGAAGUGGAAAAAGCUGCAGAUUGCGAUGGCUGAACUACCUCCGCCCAAAUCUAAAGAAUGGUCAUAUAACAAGAGAUGAAGAACGUUUGAUAAUUCGACUUCAGAAACAUUUGGGAAACAAGUGGUCGAAGAUUGCUAAAAAAUUGCCUGGAAGAACUGACAAUGAAAUCAAGAACUACUGGAGAAGUCAUCUGAGAAAGAAAGCACUAAUUUACGAACAAGAAUGCUCUGGAAAUAAUACGAGUAAUUCAGAACAAAAAUCAUCAAGUGUCCCUUCAUCUAACAGUGGUGGCUCUUUUUCUGAAAAAGGUGAUUGUUCCUCUGCUGAUUCUUUGGCAUACUCUUCAAACGAAGUGAAAUUAUUGGAUUGGAUUCCAAGUUGGUCAUAUGAACAAAGCAGAAUGGAGCAUCAUAUGUACUUUUGCAGCUCAUACCAAUGUUCUUGUUAUUCUCCAUGGACCUCUGAAGACAAUACUAGCACUACAUGGGACAAUAGUUAAAUCAAUAGUAAUGUUUAAUUUUUCUUUUCUUUCUGUAGAAAUGCAAAGAAUCUUGAUCUGUAUAUACAGCUUGAAUUGUACAUUCUUAUGGGGAAAAAGGAGAAAAAUAUCCAUUUUGGACAUACUGCUAUCUCUUCCUUUAGCUUUAAGUUAUGUGUACUAAUAAUCAAGUAAAAUAACCUACAACAAUCGGUAAAAAGCCAUAUCGAAACUAAAUC
Lycium ferocissimum is the source of this 1095-nucleotide messenger RNA. Its product is annotated as transcription factor MYB27-like. NCBI's taxonomy places the organism in Eukaryota, Viridiplantae, Streptophyta, Magnoliopsida, Solanales, Solanaceae. The record is from RefSeq and is a predicted model, not a curated record. The transcript has 4 exons. Gene Ontology annotation, biological process: regulation of DNA-templated transcription. Gene Ontology annotation, molecular function: DNA-binding transcription factor activity; sequence-specific DNA binding. Bases 236 to 877 code for a protein of 213 amino acids. Gene Ontology annotation, cellular component: nucleus.